GGGGGCCGCGGAGCUGCCCUGUCGAGUCGAGCGGAGGAGGAAGCUGGGACUAGCGGGGCCGGAGGGCCUGGCUUCAGCACCCGGCGGAGCGCGGCGGCCAGCGGGGAGGGCCGAGGCCAGCGGCUCCGGGGCCAGCCGCCAUGUCCUCCACCGUGAACAACGGGGCGGCCGGCAUGCCGUCCCCACCGGACGCGGCGAACGGCUUCCCUCAGCCGGGGGCCUCCUCGGGGACCUGGCCGCGGGCCGAGGAGGAGCUGCGCGCCGCGGAGCCGGGCCUGGUAAAGCGCGCGCAUCGCGAGAUCCUGGACCACGAGCGCAAGCGGCGCGUGGAGCUCAAGUGCAUGGAGCUGCAGGAGAUGAUGGAGGAGCAAGGGUACUCGGAGGAGGAGACCCGACAGAAGGUCAGGACUUUCCGGCAGAUGCUGAUGGAGAAGGAGGGAAUGCUGACCAGGGAGGACCGGCCUGGGGGCCACAUCGUGGCGGAGACCCCGCGGCUGCUCGAGGGCGCGGAGCCGGGCCUGGAGUACGCGCCCUUGGACGAGGACGACGGCCCGGUGGACUGCGACUGCCCGGCCGCCUGCUACCGCGGGCACCGGGGGUACAGGACCAAGCACUGGUCCAGCAGCUCGGCGUCGCCCCCUCCCAAGAAGAAGAAGAAAAAGAAAGGCGGCCACCGGAGAAGCCGCAAAAAGAGGAGACUGGACUCUGAGUGCAGCUGUGGGAGCUCCUCACCCCUGCGCAAGAAGAAGAAGAGUGUGAAGAAGCACCGAAGAGACAGGUCUGAUUCUGGGUCCCGGAAGAAGAGACGACACAGAUCUCGAAGCCCCAAGAGCAAAAGGAAAGAGAAGAACAAAGAGAGGAAGAGGCCACACGCGGAGUCCCCGGGUCGGAGGCCCCGUCGCCACAGCAGCGGCAGCUCCCAGAGCCCCUCCCUCUCCUCCCACUACAGCGAUUCCAGAUCACCCAGCAGGCUGAGCCCCAAGCACCGAGAUGACGGGCGGAAGACGGGCAGCCAGCGGUCCAGCGGGAGCCGGUCGCCUUCCCCGUCCGGCGGCAGCGGGUGGGGGUCGCCCCAGCAGAACGGCGGCAACAGACAGCGGAGCGGAGCGCACGGGGGCCGCCCCGGCUCGGCGCACAGCCCGCCAGAUGUAGGUAUCCCGGCCCCGCUGUGCGCCCCGCCCCGCUCGCUCCCAUCUCCAGAUAAGCCCCCUGCCACUCUGCUUGGUUUGAAUGUGGUUUUCUUUCUCUCUCUUUCUCUCGAUCUCGCUCUGGUUGGUUUUCUCUCCUUCCCUUUUCUUUCUUUGUUUUACCCGCCCCAGCCCACUUUCUCCCUAGCUAAGCCCCUGUCGCCGUGCCUCUCCAGGACCAAGGAGCGGCCCCCGCGCGCUCGGCCGGCCAGCACCUCCCCGUCCCCGGGCGCGCACGGCAGGCACGGCGGCCCGGAGGGGAAGAGCUCGUCGCGCAGCCCGGGCCCCCACCCGCGCUCGUGGAGCUCCAGCCGCUCGCCCUCCAAGUCCCGCUCGCGCUCCGCGGAGAAGAGGACCCGCAGCCCCAGCCGCUCGCCGUCGCCCAAGAAAAACCUGGGCCGGGACAAGGACGGCGAAGGCCGCGCGAGGCACGCCGAGGCCGAGGCCGCCCGCGCCCGGCGCCGCUCCCGCAGCUACUCGCCCAUCCGCAAGCGGCGCCGGGACUCGCCCAGCUUCAUGGAGCCGCGGCGCAUCACCAGGUCCAGCCUGCCGAGUGGCCUGUGGCCGGCCUGGGGGCCGGGGGACCCCCUCCCCACAGGCUGCAGGGGAGAUGCCCAUUGCCCGAAAGCGUCCCAUCCCCUACUACCGGCCCAGCCCCUCGUCCUCCUCCAGCUGCCUGAGCAGCGACUACUCAAGCCGGAGCCCCAGCCGCAGCCCCAGUCCCGGUCACAGCCACGGAAGCUACAGCAGCCGCAGCCGCGGGACCCGCAGCCGCACGCGCAGCCCCUCCCGGACCCCCAGUCCCAGCUACCACAGCCGGAGCAGCUCAGAGAGUGGGGGCUUCUGAGCCCGGACAGACCCAGCUUGGUGCCCCCUGGCAUAGGGAGAGGCGAGGGGUCAGGCCCCAGGACCCGUGAGGGGGCCUGCACCCCACUGCUACAAGGGGGUCCCCGGGCCAGGGAAGACCUUGAGUGUGGGCGCCCUGCAGACAAGGAGGAGCUGGGUUCUGCUGCUUCUAGAGGGUCCCCACCCCCACCUCCUGCCUGCCCACCGUGUCCAGGGAACAAAGAGCCGUUGCGAACACAGGGAUCGCCCUGUCCCCCUUCCUGCUUGAUGCCAGCUCACCAGGCUGGGGACAGCUCGGUGGACCCAGGGACACCUCGGAAGGUGCCAGACCUGGAAGCCUCCCGCACCCACUCCACAGGGCCCUCGGCUCCUUUCUAUCAACGCGCAGACGAGGAGGUGGGAUGGCAGGCAGGAUCUAAGUUAGACAGAAGGAAGAACGACCUAACCCUUGGUGCAUCACCAUCCAAGCUGGGGAGCGGCUUCCUUCUGAGCUGGCUGCAGGAUCCUGGCUGAUGGCUGGAGGCUGGCCCCACAGCCUCCCCCGACCCCUCCCCUGGCCCAGGAGGACCCAGACUAGGUGGGCCCCUAAGCCCCAGCCUGAGGAGCCGGGGAGCUUACUCUUGGUCCCACCUCUCCCUUCCAGGCCAGGCUCUCCCCUUUGGCCCUCACCCCAUGCCCGGGGCCAAGGCCGCAGCAGCAGCCAGGCCUUCUGCAUGACAAGAGAUGGGAAGUAUAGACUAUGCUGCAUCCGAGCCUGACAUCAAAAGGGGUUCAGGUCAGAAGGUGAAGAGAGAAGAGGUAGAUGGAAGAGAGCCUGUGAGGAGUGGGAGAAGGCAACGCAGUCCGAUGACCGAGCAAGCCCUGGUGUCCCAGUGUGCCCUGUGUCUGGGACAUGGGCCAGAUGGCAGCACAGGGCCGCAGGUAUAGGAUAACAGGCACUUCGGGGCCUGCCCGAGGGAGCGCUUCCUUCUCGGGAUUUGGUGGGGAGGUAGUCAGUGGAGGCUACCCAGAGAGGGGUGCUACAGCAAAGGGUAAGAUCUAGAUGCAGGGCCUCGGCCUGGGACCUCGAGUGGCACCCCCCCCCCCCAGCCCUCUUCUGCUGCUCCCAGCCCACUCCUCCUGGGGCCCUCAGGGAUCUCACAAAGUCUUCCUUGGCCCAACAGGGCAUCUGCCCUGGGCUCCCACAGGGGGGGAGGGGUCUGGGGUCUGGUCCGGGUUCCCCCUCUCUCUAUUUUCCCCUCCCUCUUUCUCCGCGGUGCGGAUAAAAAUUGGACUCUAAUAAACACUCGGUGCCCGGAUGGCAGGUGGUGA
Messenger RNA from Herpailurus yagouaroundi (jaguarundi), 3344 nucleotides. It is a transcript of the gene SRRM3, whose product is annotated as serine/arginine repetitive matrix 3. NCBI's taxonomy places the organism in Eukaryota, Metazoa, Chordata, Mammalia, Carnivora, Felidae. The record is from RefSeq and is a predicted model, not a curated record. Gene Ontology annotation, molecular function: mRNA binding.